Molecule: messenger RNA, 2331 nt
Organism: Vicia faba (fava bean)
Lineage: Eukaryota; Viridiplantae; Streptophyta; Magnoliopsida; Fabales; Fabaceae
Source: the annotation of a GenBank genome assembly
AUGUUGCAUCGUCUUUUCAAUUUUCGUUUCCCUCUCUUCAAAAAACCAUUCUCCACAGCACUUUCACUCUCUUCCUCACAUACCCAUUUCACAAAACCCUCAAAAAUCUCAUCUUUUCACCCCAACACCUCCCAAGUCCUCCAAAAAUUCCACCUUUAUCAAAACAACCCUUCUCUUGCACUCUCUUACUUCACUCACCUCACCCAACAAGGUUUCUCUCACAACGUUCAAACCUAUUCUUCCUUCAUUACAAUCCUAUGUUACUGGAAUUUGAAUAGAAGCUUAGAUUCUUUGUUCAUUGACAUCAUUGCUCAUUCCAAACAAAACCCAUCAUUUCAAAUUCAUGAUUUGUUUGAAUCACUCUUUCAAGAUGUUGAGAAUGUUGAUUUAGAUAAUAAAAAUCAUUACUUGUUUAGAGCAUUUCACGUGUUUGUUAAAACUUGUGUUUCUCUUAACAUGUUUGAUGAAGCUAUUGAUUUCUUGUUUGAGUUUCAAGUUAAGAGGUUUUGGGUUCUUCCAAGUAUAUUAUGUUGUAACUUUCUUAUCAACCGUUUGGUUAUGCGUGAUGAAGUUUAUAUGGCUUUGGGGGUUUAUAAUGAAAUCAAGAGGCUUGGUGUUUGUCCUAACAAUCAUACUUAUGCUAUUGUGAUCAAGGGGUUGUGUAAGAAAGGUGAUGAUUUGAUUCACGCGUCUCGGGUUUUUGACGAGAUGGUGGAGGCCGGGGUGACUCCGAAUUCGUAUUGUUACGCGGCUUUUAUCGAGGGGUUGUGUAAGAAUAAUAUGUCUGAUUUGGGGUAUGAGGUGCUUCAAGAACGGAGAAAGAGUAAUGCUCCGAUAGAGGCUUAUGCGUAUGCUGCAGUUAUUCAUGGGUUUUGUAAUGAAAUGAAGUUAGAUAAAGCCGAGAGUGUGUUUUUCGAUAUGGAAUGGCAGGGGAUUGUUCCUGAUUUUCAUGUUUAUUCUUUGUUGAUUUGUGGAUAUUGUAAGAUCGGUGAUUUGCGUAAAGCUGAAGUGUUAUACGACGACAUGAUUUCGAAGGGUAUAAAGACAAAUUGUGUGAUUGCUAGUUGUAUUCUUCAUUGCAUGAGUGGGAUGGGGAUGGAUUCGAGAGUUGUAGAUAGGUUUAAAGAAUUAAAACGUUCAGGUGUGUUUCUUGACGGGGUUGCUUACAAUAUCGUAUUUGGUUCUUUGUGUAAAUUGGGUAAGGUGGAUGAUGCGGUAGAUAUGUUGGAGGAGUUGAAAUCUAUGCGUAUCGAUUUAGAUAUCAAACACUACACAACCUUUAUUAACGGUUUCUGUCUUCAAGGUAAACCCGAUGUAGCUUGUAGUAUAUUCAAAGAAAUGGAAGAGAAAGGAUUUAAACCUGACAUUGUUGCUUAUAAUGUACUAGCCGCCGGUUUGUUUAGAAAUCAUCAUGCUUGUGAGGCGAUUGAGCUUUUGAAUUGUAUGGAUAGUCAAGGUGUGGAGCCGAACGCUACUACGCAUAAGAUUAUCAUCGAAGGUUUGUGUUCGGCAGGCAAGAUUGAAGAAGCCGAGGCAUAUUUUAACGUUCUGAAAGUUAAAAGCGUCGAAAUCUAUUCUGCCAUGGUUAAUGGCUAUUGUGAAGCCGGUCUUAUUGAAAAAUCAUGCGAAGUUUUCUGCGAGAUUUCAAACGAAGGAGAUAUUUCAGAAGAAACUUCUGGUUUUAAGAAACUUAGCAAAGUAAUGUAUUCUAAAGUAUUAGCUGCGUUGUGCCGGGAAGGGAAUAUAGAACACGCUCGCUCAUUGUUUGAUUUUUUCCUCGAGAGAGGAUUUACGCCCGAUGUUGUAACUUACACAAUUAUGAUAAAAAGUUAUUGUAGAUUGAAUUGCUUGCAAGAGGCUCAUGAUCUCUUCCGGGAUAUGAAGAGCCGAGGGAUAAAACCCGAUGUAAUUACCUACACGGUUCUACUCGACGGGAAGUUCAAACAAGUGAAUUUAAAAAGGCAUUUCUCUUCUCAAGACAAAAGAGGAAGUGAUGCAACGUAUGGUGUUUCGACUAUCUUGAAAGAUAUGGAGCAAAUGAAAAUAAGUCCAGAUGUUGUUAUUUACACUGUUUUGAUCGAUGGAUACGUAAAGGUCGAUAACUUUCAAGAAGCGAUUAGAUUCUUUAAUGAAAUUAUUGAUCUGAGACUAGAACCGGAUAACGUAACUUACACUGCUCUACUUUCUGGCUUGUUAAACCGCGGGCACACGGAGAAAGCUGUUAUCUUGUAUAAUGAAAUGUCUUCCAAGGGAAUGAUGCCUCCCUUGCCUAUCAUGUCCAAGUUAAAACGGCAAGUUAUAAAAGCUAGAAAGGUGCAAUUUCAAAAGUAG